Messenger RNA from Hermetia illucens (black soldier fly), 1540 nucleotides. RefSeq names its product probable cytochrome P450 6a14. Gene Ontology annotation, molecular function: monooxygenase activity; heme binding; iron ion binding. The record is from RefSeq and is a predicted model, not a curated record. The transcript is spliced from 2 exons. Lineage: Eukaryota; Metazoa; Arthropoda; Insecta; Diptera; Stratiomyidae. The coding region runs from base 49 to 1539 and encodes 496 amino acids.
AUUAAGUUAGUUAGAUAGUUCAACUUAGAUUGCGCGGUUUAGUUGACAAUGGUGUUUUUAGUGAUUUUGACGAGCAUAGUUUGCUUGACUGUUACGUUCGUCCUAUGGAUGCGGAAAAGAUUCUCAUAUUGGAAGGAAAUGGGCGCUCCUUAUGAGGAGCCUUCCUUUCUUUACGGGAACUUGAAAGGGGUCGGAAAACAGGAUCACGACGGGCAGCUGAUUGAGAAAUUUUACCGAAAGCAUAAAGGCCGAGGUCCGUUUGUGGGAAUUUUCUUCUUCCUGGUACCAGUGGUUGUACCGAUAGAUCUUGAACUUGUGAAAAACAUCUUGAUCAGAGAUUUCAACUACUUUCAUGAUCGUGGUCUUUUCUACAAUGAAAAGGACGACCCUUUGUCGGGACAUCUAUUCACUCUACCAGGAUUAAGAUGGAGGCGAAUACGAAACAAACUUUCACCGGCUUUCACAAGCGGAAAAAUGAAAACUAUAUUCCCGUUGAUAGUGAAGAUCGCAAGAAGAUUGGAGCUUAAAUUAAAUGAGAUUAGCACGUCGGAGUCUCAAGUGGACAUUAAGGAUAUUAUGGCGCGAUUCACUGUUGAUGUUAUUGGAACUUGUGCCUAUGGGUUGGAAGCUAAUAGUUUAGAAGAUGGCCAGAAUGAGUUCUUCCAUGUUGGAAUGAGCGUCUUUGAAAAUCCUAGACACGGUACGGGGUUUACUUUCCUCCUGCUGGCCUUUCGAGAAUACGCCCGGAAGUUAGGUUUCAAAACAUUCCGGGAUGAAGUUAUCAAAUUCUACUCAAGUACUAUCCGAAAAGUUGUAGACUAUCGUUUAGCUAAUAACAUUGAGAGGGGUGACUUUAUGGACAUCCUGAUUAGGUUGCAUGUGGGUGGCAACGAGGAACCCCUGACUUUUAACGAACUCUUGGCGCAGGCUUUCGUUUUCCAUAGUGCAGGCUUUGAAACAUCUUCCUCGACCCUUCAAUUUUGUUUCUAUGAACUUGCUUGUAACCCUGUAAUUCAAGAGCAGACUAGGAGUCACAUCAAUGAGGUUUUAGGUGAACAUGGCGGUGAACUUACUUACGAAGCGGUGGCGGAUAUGAAAUACCUGGACCAAGUUAUUGCUGAAACCCUUCGCCUUUAUCCACCUGCUGGCAACCAUAUACGGGAAGUUACUCAAGACUACAAAGUCCCUGGUACUGAUUUCAUCCUCAAGAAGGGCACAUCCGUGAUGAUCCCCAUCUACGCAAUACAACGCGAUGCCGAAUAUUUCCCAAAUUCAACAAGUUUCAACCCAGAUAAUUUUACGGAAGAAAAUAUAAAAUCUAGACCGUUUGCUGCAUAUUUACCUUUCGGCGAAGGACCUCACAUGUGUAUAGGUGCUAGAUUUGCCAUGAUGCAAGUGAAAGUUGGGUUGGUAACAGGAUUACGUAACUACAAAUAUACACUCUCGGAAAGGACUGGACGCCCAUUGAAGCUUCAAUCGAAAUUCUUUCUUACAAAUGUGGAUGGAGGUAUUUGGUUGAAUAUUGAGCGAUUGAAAUAAA